AUGUACACCAAAGCAAUCUUUCCCACGAUAUUCCUGGCAGGCCAGGCUCUCAGGGCGCUAGCUCUCCCUGCCACUACAGUCACCAUUCACAGUGUAAUCACCAGGACGACAAUCGUACCUGUCAUAACUGAGGCUGCUGGUUCUAAUCCUUCAAAUGUUGCUACCCCAGCUCUUUUCACACCUGGAGGCAACAACACCUCUCCUACUACACUUUCUAGUUUCAGCGAUGCUUCGCCUUCCAGUGCGACUCAGCUCACCAUCACCGUAACCAAGAUCGAGGCCAGGCCUUUCCCGGUGUUCAUUACUGUGACUAGUUACUAUUGUCCCACCCCUACUUCUGAGGUUGUGCCCAGUUCAUCUAUUGAUUUCCCAAGAAUCACUUUCGUCGCUCCCUCAAGCACAUCUACUCCAGCACCCUCGACCUCGAACUGCUCACAGAAAUCUCUCAAAAUGGGCAACGGACAACUCUACGUUUCUUCAUGCGUCCUCCAGGGCAAGGGCCAGCUGUACGUCUCUUCGUGCACUCUCCAAGGCAACGGUCAACUCUACGAGUCCUCAUGCACUCUCCAGGGCAAGGGACAGCUCUAUGAGUCGUCUUGCUCCCUGCAGGGUAAGGGCCAGUUGUACGAGUCUAGCUGCACCCUCCAAGGAAAUGGUCAGCUCUACAUUUCUAGCUGCACUUUGAGCCGCAACUAA
Aureobasidium namibiae CBS 147.97 is the source of this 696-nucleotide messenger RNA. RefSeq lists its product as uncharacterized. The record is from RefSeq and is a predicted model, not a curated record. NCBI's taxonomy places the organism in Eukaryota, Fungi, Ascomycota, Dothideomycetes, Dothideales, Saccotheciaceae. The transcript is spliced from 3 exons. The coding region runs from base 1 to 696 and encodes 231 amino acids.